AUGCAUCUCACUCCACAGCCACCAAAGUUGUCUCUGAGGCCGCAACACCAAAGAGGAAGCACGCUGAAGCGGCCCCCGCUGGCACAGACCGGGAGCAGAAUGUCACCUCUGCAAAAGGCGCCUGACUUUAAUCUACUGGCAAUUGUGAUCUUGUCACGAAGAAAGUGUGGACUGUCCACCUGCACCACUCACUACCUGAUAUCCAUGGCAACAGCAGAUUUACUGGUUGUUAUCACUUCAUUUAUACUAAGGAGAAUUAAUUCACUUUAUUUCCCAGAAUCAUUCCUCAACAUCACCCCUGUGUGCAGUAUUAAUCUUGUCCUGAUUUCUGCAUCCUCAGAAUGUUCUGUCUGGCUGACCGUCACUUUCUCCUUCGAUCGAUUUGUAGCCAUUUGUUGUCAGAAGCUGAAAACAAAAUAUUGCACUGGAAGAAUUGCAGCCCUCGUUCAGACAACUACCUGCGUUCUUCUCUGCUUAAAAGACAUUCCCUUCUACUUCACACUUGAACAUGAAGUGAUAAUUGACAAUAUUCCCUGGUUCUGCAGUUUAAAGCCAAGCUACUUCACUGACCCUGCAUGGGUGGCAUUUGACUGGUUUGAUAAAGUCUUAACCCCAUUAAUCCCAUAUGCUUUAAUUCUGUUGCUCAAUGCUCUGACAGUCAAGUACAUUAUAGUGACCAGUCAAGUCCGGAACGCACGAAGGAAUCUGAGCAAGGGACAGAACUGCAGUGACCCAGAGAUGGAGAAUAGAAGAAAGUCUAUGAUUCUACUCUUCACCAUAUCUGGCAGCUUCAUUCUCCUGUGGCUUUUAUAUGUAAUAGAUUUCUUAUAUUAUGUCAUUACUAGAAUUAGUCCUGAAUAUUACAGUGAUCCUAAGCAUAUCUUUGCAGAAGUUGCAGUUAUGCUGCUCAGUUUAAAUUGUUGCACAAACGCAUUUAUUUAUGUGGUGACUCAGUCCAAAUUCAGGGAACAAUUGAAGAGCAUGGUGAAACAUACAGUCACAUCAAUUAUUUGA
This is a messenger RNA of Rhincodon typus (whale shark), 1014 nucleotides long. Its product is annotated as probable G-protein coupled receptor 139. The transcript is spliced from 2 exons. Gene Ontology annotation, biological process: G protein-coupled receptor signaling pathway. The coding region runs from base 1 to 1014 and encodes 337 amino acids. Lineage: Eukaryota; Metazoa; Chordata; Chondrichthyes; Orectolobiformes; Rhincodontidae. Gene Ontology annotation, molecular function: G protein-coupled receptor activity. The record is from RefSeq and is a predicted model, not a curated record. Gene Ontology annotation, cellular component: membrane.